Messenger RNA from Thrips palmi, 1382 nucleotides. RefSeq lists its product as uncharacterized. The record is from RefSeq and is a predicted model, not a curated record. The transcript has 4 exons. Bases 1 to 774 code for a protein of 257 amino acids. Lineage: Eukaryota; Metazoa; Arthropoda; Insecta; Thysanoptera; Thripidae.
AUGACAGUGGGGUCCAUUUGGAAAAAGGCAAGAUUUUCACCAGAACCUUCCCUUAAACCUAAGUGGAGACACAUUGACGGCAACCAAAUAAGUCCAACAGUUGUCGAACGCCGGCAGCUUGCAACAUCUGAAGUGCCUGUCACUUGUCCCCUGAACCACAGCCCCGAGAAACAAAAGGAUCCUCUUGCAAUGUCUCCUAUUAAAGGGAGACCAGACACUUCAGAUCACUCAACAAACCAUCUGCUGGCUCUUGCUGCUGAAGCAUUACGUAUGCGUCUCAAACCCAACUGGAUUUGUGUCUUGGACGGGAAAGGAAUUCACACCAUGCAACUGUCAAGAAAUUCCGAAAAGUGCGUUCAGCGCAGGAUCUAUUUCAACCCCCGUGGAGACGUCCAUCUGAGUGUGCACUGUGUCCCCAUUCCCAUCUCAAAUUUUGUCUCUGGUCUGAAGAUGGUGAAGCUUCACUAUCAGCAUGACGUUUCUGCUUUUGUUGCUGCGAUGGAAAGAGUGGUAAAUAUUGUCUGGCAGCUUGAAAUUUGUACAGGGGUGACCCAUGAGAAGUACAAACCCUUUUGGGCGUCUAGCACAAGGGGGAAAAUAGACGAAAAUCCUUACCAGGAAGCCAGAUACUCUGUCACCCUACGUUCCUUGCAAUGCUGCAGAUUAGUCAGACCCAGAAAGAGAAUGUGCCAUUCCUGUGCCAGGCUCCUUGAUACUCUGCGCUUGAAGGCAAGGAGCAGGGCUAAAAAGUUACAGUCUCAUCCCAUGCCCUAAAAUUUUUCCCGUAAAUCAGCUGCUAAUAAAAUUGGCAGGCCAGCUAUGACUCUUAAUGCAGGUGGUCCUGAAUGUCAGCAAAGUUUUGUCUUUUCACUCUUUCUGUCAGUCGUUCGGGCUGCUUCCCAGCCAGAAUUGGGUGUUUGAAACGACGUCGAUUCGACGUAGACUCGACGAGAAAUCCAUUGAUUCAACGUCGAACCGAUGUCGUUUCGAACAACUAGUUCUGGCUGGAAUUGAGCCAGGAAGCAGAAGCAGGAAAUAAUAAAUAAUUCAACUUAUCUCCAAAUUGAGUAUUUAUUCUAUAAUUGUGCCUUAGAAUGGUUUGCAUCAUUGCACCAAAUUAUGUGACUCAAUUCCUAGCAGUUAAGGAGAAAAUGCACCUCGACAAAAGAUAUAACUCAACUUGACCCCUUUCACGGUCUCAAUUUAGCGGUAAAUGGAAAGAACUCAACCAACGUCAACAUGACUCCAUUGCACAUAUUGUUGAUAUGAGAUAACUCAACUUGUGUUUUUAUGUUAUGAUUUAAAAAAAACAAGUCAACUUAAACCCGUUUUGUUUUAAGAACAUAAACGGAAAAGAGAGCUAAGUCAAUUAAAUGCUCUAG